CUCGCUCGCCUCCUCGUCGGGCUCCGACAAGGAAGACAAUGGAAAGCCCCCGUCCUCCGCCCCGUCCCGGCCCAGACCCCCGCGGAGGAAGCGGAGGGAGUCCACCUCGGCCGAAGAGGACAUCAUUGAUGGAUUUGCCAUGACCAGCUUUGUCACUUUUGAAGCGCUGGAGAAAGAUGUAGCACUUAAGCCUCAGGAACGUGUGGAGAAACGUCAGACUCCCCUGACCAAGAAGAAACGAGAAGCACUUACCAACGGUUUGUCCUUUCAUUCAAAGAAGAGCAGACUCAGCCACCCACACCACUAUAGUUCCGAUCGAGAAAAUGACCGCAACCUCUGCCAGCACCUUGGGAAGAGAAAGAAGAUGCCUAAGGGACUCAGACAGCUCAAACCAGGACAGAACAGCUGCAGGGACAGCGACAGCGAGAGUGGCAGCGGGGACUCCAAGGGCUUCCACCGGAGCAGCUCCCGGGAGAGGCUCAGCGACAGCUCGGCUCCUUCCAGCUUGGGGACAGGCUACUUCUGUGACAGUGACAGCGACCAGGAAGAGAAGGCAUCGGAUGCUAGCUCCGAGAAACUCUUCAACACUGUUCUUGUAAACAAAGACCCCGAGCUGGGAGUUGGCACACUGCCCGAGCGUGGCGGCCAGGAUGCUGGGCCCAUUGUCCCGAAGAUAUCAGGCCUAGAGAGGAGCCAGGAGAAGAGCCAGGACUGCUGCAAAGAGCCGGUCUUCGAGGCCCCGGUGCUCAAAGACUCCUGUCCUCCGGUCCCGCCAGCCCGGCCCCAGCCCCCGGCCGAGCCCUCGCUCCGGCCACCAUCGCGGGACCCCAACGUGCAGCGCCCCGAGGCCACGCCCCAGCCUCCUCCUCCUGCCUCACAGCCUCCACAGGGACCCCCGGAGGCCCAACUGCAGCCGGCCCCGCAGCCUCAGGUGCCCCGGCCCCCAAGGCCCCCAUCCCCUGCCCAGCUGCCACACCACAGCCUCCCAGUGGUGCCGGCCCACCCAGCCCAGAGCCUGGCCCAGCCGCUGUCCGCCUACACCAGCAGCAGCCUGAGUGUCAAUAGUUUAAGCAGCAGCAGGAGCAGCACUCCGGCGAAGACCCAGCCCGCCCCUCCGCACCUCUCCCACCACCCUCCUGCCUCCCCCUUCCCACUGUCCCUGCCGAACCACAGCCCCCUGCACAGCUUCACGCCCACCCUCCAGCCCCCCACACACCCGCAUCACCCCAAUAUGUUUGCCCCACCCACGGCUUUGCCUCCUCCACCGCCGCUGACGUCAGGGAGCCUGCCGGUGCCCGGACACGCAGCCGGGGGCACCUACUCAGAGCAAGACAUCCUGCGGCAGGAACUGAACACACGCUUCCUGGCGUCGCAGAGUGCUGACCGUGGUGCUUCCCUGGGCCCCCCGCCCUACCUGCGGACCGAGUUCCACCAGCACCAGCACCAGCACCAGCACACCCACCAGCACACGCACCAGCACACGUUCACGCCGUUCCCCCACGCCAUCCCGCCCACCGCCAUCAUGCCCACGCCAGCACCUCCCAUGUUUGACAAAUACCCCACCAAGGUUGACCCCUUCUACCGGCACAGUCUCUUCCAUUCGUACCCACCCGCAGUGUCCGGCAUCCCCCCCAUGGUCACGCCCGCUGGCCCCUUCGGCUCCCUGCAGGGAGCCUUCCAGCCCAAGACAUCCAACCCCAUCGACGUGGCAGCCCGGCCUGGGACCGUCCCACACACCUUGCUCCAGAAAGACCCAAGACUGACAGAUCCUUUCAGACCCAUGCUGAGGAAACCCGGGAAGUGGUGCGCCAUGCACGUGCACAUCGCCUGGCAGAUUUACCAUCACCAGCAGAAAGUGAAGAAACAGAUGCAGUCAGACCCACACAAGCUGGAUUUCGGCCUAAAGCCUGAGUUCCUGAGCCGCCCGCCCGGCCCCAGUCUCUUUGGAGCCAUCCACCAUCCCCACGACCUGGCACGGCCUUCUACUUUAUUCUCUGCCGCUGGUGCUGCACAUCCGGCCGGGACCCCGUUCGGACCGCCCCCCCAUCACGGCAACUUCCUUAACCCUGCCGCUCAUCUGGAGCCCUUCAACCGCCCAUCCACGUUCACCGGCCUGGCCGCAGUCGGGGGCAACGCCUUCGGAGGACUCGGGAACCCCUCUGUCACUCCCAACUCAGUGUUCGGCCACAAGGAUGGCCCCAGUGUGCCGAGCUUUAGCCCUCAUGAGCCCUGGAACCGGCUGCAGCGGACGCCCGCGUCGUUCCCGACCCCUCCGCCCUGGCUGAAGCCAGGGGAGCUGGAGCGCAGCGCGUCUGCUGCAGCUCAUGACAGAGAUAGAGACAUAGAUAAACGAGACUCAUCUGUUAGUAAGGAUGACAAAGAAAGGUAUGGAAAGAAACGGUCCUCCAGCCCUGUGGGGGAGCCCCACCUUGCCAAGCCGAGCCGGCAGAGCCAGCAGGGCCGGCUGCCCACCCUCCGGUCCCAGCCCCGGGCUUCAGCCGCCCACUGUCAUCCCAGCCCCUCCCCCGACUGGCCCCAGGGUCCACACCCUGUGCACGGCGCCCUGGGUGUCUGGCCACACACACUGAGUCAGGACCACAGCCUCCAAGUAGCAGGGACCCUCAGGACACUAGAGUCCCCCAGGCUAGAGUCCAGGAGCCCUUCCUAG
Messenger RNA from Dipodomys ordii (Ord's kangaroo rat), 2668 nucleotides. RefSeq names its product autism susceptibility candidate 2 (gene Auts2). The transcript has 18 exons. Bases 140 to 2668 code for a protein of 842 amino acids. NCBI's taxonomy places the organism in Eukaryota, Metazoa, Chordata, Mammalia, Rodentia, Heteromyidae. The record is from RefSeq and is a predicted model, not a curated record.